Molecule: messenger RNA, 3844 nt
Organism: Linum trigynum
Lineage: Eukaryota; Viridiplantae; Streptophyta; Magnoliopsida; Malpighiales; Linaceae
Source: the annotation of a GenBank genome assembly
GCACUGGAAACGGAUACGGCCAAAUAAUGAACAUUCAAAUUCGCUGAGCUCCGUCAUCCUGCCUCCACACGCUAGCCAGUAACUCCCUAAACAGGCUGCCUUGCCUACAUAAGCAGUCAGAUUUCCCAUUUCUCUCUCAAUCCUUCAGAAUCUUCAGAAUCUGCCAGCUUCCCCCCUCCUUCACAUCACUUUCCCCCAAUUCGGAAGGAAGAGCUCGCAAAAAACCCCGCGAAAAAUUCUUCAACAACCCCCGUCAACCCGCCGCCGGGGACGCGGGCCGCCCUCCGGCUCUUCCUUCUGCUCCUACCCAAUUCUUCCAUCUUUUACCACAUAUAGAUAUAUUCUACAUCUCUGCCCUUGUUGUUUUAAUCAAUUUCAUCGAUACCAAGGGCCGUGAUUCUAUCUGAGAAGAGUUGGAGUCCAGGGGAAUAUAAUUGGGGUUGUGUUCCGGAGCUUGGGGAGUUUAGAGGAGGGCGAGCGGGAAUAAGAUUUUGAUGGGUUUUCUGGUGGAUUCGCAAAAGGAUGGCGGAAUCGGGUUCUUGGGAGGUUGCGUGAAGACUCUAAUAAGGAGGAAACAGGUUGAUUCUGCUGACGGCAAUGUCCACGGCCACGACCAGUUGGCCAAGGAGCUGUCUGUUCUUCAUCUCAUUGCCAUUGGCGUUGGUUCGACGAUUGGAGCUGGAGUUUACAUUCUGGUGGGGACUGUUGCUAGGGAACACGCAGGGCCAGCACUUGCCUUAUCUUUUCUAAUCGCUGGAUUUGCUGCCGCUUUAUCAGCCUUCUGCUAUGCAGAACUUGCAAGUCGCUGCCCAUCUGCUGGCAGUGCCUAUCACUACUCGUACAUUUGUGUCGGAGAAGGAGUUGCUUGGUUGGUGGGCUGGGCUCUGAUUCUGGAAUACACAAUCGGCGGGUCAGCAGUUGCUCGUGGCAUUUCCCCCAAUCUGGCAUUGCUAUUUGGAGGUGAAGGCAGCCUUCCAUUUUUCCUGGCACGUCAAGCGAUCCCGGGGCUUGGUAUUGUAGUGGAUCCAUGUGCGGCAAUUCUUGUGUUUGUUGUCACUGGGCUCUUGUGUGUGGGAAUCAAGGAGAGUACUAUGGUCCAAGGCAUAGUGACCACCGUGAACUUAUGUGCCAUGCUGUUCGUCAUAAUAGCUGGAACUUACUUGGGUUUCAAGACUGGCUGGUCUGGAUAUGAGCUUCCUACUGGGUACUUCCCCUUUGGUGUUGAUGGCAUGCUUGCAGGUUCCGCCGUUGUCUUCUUUGCUUACAUUGGUUUUGAUUCAGUUGCCAGCACAGCUGAAGAGGUGAGGAAUCCUCAACGUGAUUUGCCUAUGGGAAUAGGGUUUGCAUUGUCCAUCUGUUGUUCGCUCUAUAUGCUGGUGUCGAUUGUUGUUGUCGGUUUGGUGCCAUACUAUGCAAUGGAUCCGGAUACUCCUAUCUCAUCUGCAUUUGCUGCUCAUGGGAUGCAAUGGGCAGUUUACAUCAUUACAGCUGGAGCUGUCAUGGCACUGUGUUCCACAUUGAUGGGGUCAAUGCUACCCCAGCCUCGGAUCUUAAUGGCUAUGGCUAGAGAUGGAUUGCUGCCAUCAUUUUUCUCAGAUGUCAACAAAAAAAGUCAAGUUCCUGUGAAGAGCACUGUGGUGACGGGACUAUGUGCCGCCACCCUAGCUUUUUGUAUGGAUGUUGAUCAAUUGGCAGGCAUGGUCAGUGUGGGGACACUUCUUGCAUUCACUAUGGUUGCAAUUUCUGUGCUAAUACUCAGAUAUGUGCCACCGGAUGAGGUGCCUGUUCCAUCCUCACUCCAGGACACAAUAGAUAGUGUGUCAUUGCAUUACAACAGAAUUAGUGGGGGUUCUACUAAGAAAAAGUCAAAGGCUCAUGCCAGCAUUUCCAAGGAUUCUAAAUUACCUUUGCUUGUUGGAAAGAAUGCACCAGCGGACUAUCCUGACCUUGUCAAAGAGGACCCUUCAGUUAAAUAUGUGUUAAGUGAAGAGAAAAGGAGGAAGAUUGCUGGCUGGACCAUAGCAUUCACAUGCAUUGGAGCAUUCACCCUUACAUACGCAGCUUCAAAUUUGGCUAUUCAGUGGCUUGUUCGGUAUUGCUUGUGUGGAUUCGGUGGAGCUCUUCUCCUGACUGGCUUGGUUGUGCUGACAUGUAUAGAGCAAGAUGAAGCAAGGCACAACUUUGGACAUUCUGGAGGUUUCACAUGCCCGUUUGUUCCUCUGCUCCCAAUCUUCUGCAUUCUGAUCAAUAUCUACCUGCUCGUCAAUCUCGGUGGUGCCACAUGGGCUCGUGUCUCUGUAUGGCUGGCGAUUGGCGUCGUAGUGUAUUUGUUCUAUGGCCGAAAACACAGCUCGUUAAUGGAUGCAGUAUACGUGCCAGUGGCUCAUGCUGGAGAGAUAUAUGGACGAAGAAGCUCUGGAGAUACUUUGGCUUGACGAUGGAUGGGUGGCUAAGUUUCGGUGAUGGGAAUACGGGCGUGGUGUUCCCAGAUGGAGCAGGACCUCUUUCUAAGCAACAGAAUCUCUUUGCUGUACCAAAAUUUCAAUCUUGUAAGCAUUAGAAUCAAUAUUCAUAUCUUUUAUUCUCUAUUCAGUCAACAUAUAUAUAGCAGUAGCAGAGACUGAAAUCAGUUUCUCUUUGUAGUAUAUUCAUUUCUGUAUGACGAACUAUAGGUACCCGGCGAACUAGGGUAAUUAGGGAAUAUAUAGAUUGUACAUAUCUGUGGCAAGUUUAUAAAGCAUUGUUCUUCCACUUCUCUGAAAGCUUACAACUUCAACCACCACGGCCAGAACUCUUUCCUGUUUAUUUUCACAACUCUUAUGCAAAAUUCCCUUUUUGAAGCUUUGAGCAAAAGAGAAUUAUCUAUGUGUAAAAUUCAGUACUUAUGUGGGAGAGGUUAGGGUGCUAACUUCAUAGGAGUUAGCACCGUAAUAACUGCUUUAAUCACCGUUCAUUUUUUUAAGUUGAAUCCAACGGUGAUAAGUAAUGAACGGUAUUUCACAAAAUUAGAAAUAAUUAAAUAAUUAACAAAUUAAAAUAUAUUUUCUCUCAUCUGUAUGUUUGUAAUUUUUUUUAUCGAAAAAGAUGAUUUUGAGGUUUGAUAGUAGUGUUUUUGAAUUUAAUUGUUAUCCGUAGUAAGUUAGGAGUUUUUUAGUAGCGAUUUAAUUAUCAUUACCAGUGAUUUAGGACUUUCCGUGUAGCAAUUUAUUUGUCAUUAGUAGUGAUUCAGGAAUUUACUUAGUAUUGUUUUAUAUUUCCUGCGUAGCAAUUUUUAUUGAUUAAAAUAUGUAGUUUACCCAAGAACCACUGCUACAUCAUAAAACCUCAAUCAGAGCUGUAAUAUUACUACUAAUUAAACAAGAAAAUGUUACUACAAAUAUGGAAAAUCACUACUACAUAUAACAAUUCUCAUUGUCACGAUAUUAUUGUGAAAUAUGGAAAUCCGCCAGCGUAAAGAGAUGCUUGGGGAGAGCAGAUCGAUGCGGCAGCGUGACGACAACAUUCUCACAACUGGAAGAGACCCGCCAACGUUGCAGAGAUCCGUCAACUUUGAUGGCUGGAAGAGAUGAGACGGUAAGAUGACGACGUUGCUGGGACAGAUUUGGUAAUCGACAUAGAUGCGCGCAUGACGGUGGCGCUACGACGAUCUUGCUUUAGACAGAUAUGGGAUUAGUUGAGGGCGGCGAGGGAGGAUGUCGUUGACGGCGGCGUUCUUGAUUAGUAGUUCAGGAUGGCAACCUAGAGACAGGACGAAGGCGAGUCUGACGCGGGCGAUGGUGAGGCUGGCGGAGGCGAUGGCCUCACAGUGGAGACGGAAGAGGCAGGAUAAAAGACGAUUUCCUGG